Molecule: messenger RNA, 18687 nt
Organism: Daphnia magna
Lineage: Eukaryota; Metazoa; Arthropoda; Branchiopoda; Diplostraca; Daphniidae
Source: RefSeq, a predicted model, not a curated record
UUCCGAAAGAAAAAAAAAGAAACUUGAGCACUUUUUCAUCUUUCACGCUUAGAUUAUCCAGCUCAACGGUAUAUCGUUUCUUUUCACACACACACACACGCAGACAGGCAGACACACGGCGUAUCAGCCGGGCAUAUAGACGAUCCUAAAUUUGUACCAAUGUAUUUAUACAUCUGCGUAAAAAUGCGAUUCAUACAACGGGGGGGAAAAAAAAGGAAAGCUUGCAUGACCGAUGCGCUGUGAAAAUGCAUACUGUUACUAUUUAUCAACAUCAGAAUAAGCAGAAGGAACUCUUUGUUGCGAUCACAUGUCUCCUGGAGAGGAAUAACCGAAUUAUACGGCAUUGCUCUAUAGUAUAGGUAUCAUCGUAGCGAGCAAAGCAAAGCAUUGGAGCAUAAUGAUACGUGGGAGUCGGCAAGUUGGUUGGCUUUUUAUUAUUUUUUUGAUUUUUUAUUAUAAUUUUUUUUUUUUAAGCUACUACUGGAGAUACGGUAUAGGCUGUGGCAUCAUCUGUCGGUAUAUAGGCACCAGGACACGGGUUUUCCCCUGGCGUUCAAAACAAAAAUCGGGAAACAGAAUAUCGGAUGUUGGAAAGCCAAUAGAAAAGCAAGCCCUCCGCCUGAAAAAAAACAAAAACAAAAAACAAAAAAUAGGAAGAGAGAUGGAUAGAUAGAUUGAAUUCUGUGCUUUCUACACUAUGCGUUUGCUUUCUUACUGAAUAUUCAACAAAAUCAACCGAACACAUCAGUAUCUCGUGACCGCCCAUACUGCCUCGUACGGCGAAAUCACGAUCGAGACUAGGCAAGAGUGGGAGGGAAGGCAGAAGCCAAGAGCAACAACAACAAAAAAUCAAGAAGAAGGAAAAAAAAAAAAGCACAGCAAAAAAAUAAUAAACAAAAAGAAAUAAAAAUCAAAAGCCUGAGAAGAUAAAAAAGAAAUCAGAGAAAACGAUGGGAAUGUGUUUCAAGAGGGUCCACGGAUGUGCAUAAAAAAAAAUCCUGAAAAAAAAAAAAAAAUGAGCAAUCAAUAUUGUGUGCGUAAUCCGAUGAUUAGCUUUGCAGAUCGAUGGGCUUCAGUAAUUGUGGCGACGUAAUCCUAUCACUGAAAUAAAUGAGAUACGAUCGACAUUCAAUAGAGAGAAAAACAACAACAAUACGAUCGGGAAUACAUUAAAAAGGAAGGUUUGCAUUUUUUGUUUUGUCAUUUCGAUUAGGCCAAAAUUGUUUUGAAGUGAGAUGGAACCUUAAAUUUAUUCUAAUGAAUUAAAACGUAUGAAUAAGUCGAUCGAGAAAUGUUCUUAUUGAAUGAACUGUUAGAUGAUGACCACAAAUCAAAAAUAGACCCCGACAGAGUAAAGCAAAAGAAAACGAAUUUCAAAUCAAAGUUCAAAAAAAAAAAAAAAUAAUAAUAAUAAUCAACAUGAAAUUGCGCUCUAUUGUAGGUAUAUCUAAAGUAUCCAUUUAUUACCGCAUUCGGAUGGUUGAGCUUCUUUUACAUCACUAAUGUCGUCACUUUCUUCCCGUUUUUCUCUUUUUACUUUGCUGUAUACGGGCUCUCUUUUUAUUUCCCCAUGACUGGAUCGGUAUGGCCGCCAAGUUCUCGUGAACCUGGCGAGUGGAAGGAGAACGACAAAAGCGAACCAACCGUUAUGCUGUGUACUCGCAAUUCAUCCCCGCCUGCUCUUUCCCUUCGACUGGCUCUCGUUUAAUGAUUGACAAUACGAGCGCCUCUUACGUCUUCCGUCAUUCAAAGUGGAAAGUGCCAUCAGACGACAAGCUUCCGCAGUCCAGAGACUUUUGGCUCUUCUGCCCAUAAAAAAACUGCGCAUGUUCAUUACAUCCAUAACUACCACGGAUAAAUAAUAAUAGUCGGACGGGACGAAGAUCUUGGCCACCUUACCUCCUUUGCCCUCCCCCUUUUGCUCCCCCCUCUUUCAAAUGUAUACAAGGCCGAGGAUAAUAUAGCAGACAUAUAGCCUCCAACAAAGUAAGAAAAAAACAAACACUUCUUGACGAUGGCCAGCACAACAAGAUAUGAGAAACAAUAACAGGAGAAAACAAAGCAAAAAAAAAAAAAUAAAAUAAAAAAGAAUAUGGCAAUAAACUGUUUCAUUUAGACGUGGGGUGAAUGAACACUUUCGUCCUACUGGAACGUAUUCUUUCGAGUUGAUUCUCCAAGCGGACAUAGUUUGUGUAUCAAUCGCUUCAGUUUGGAGAUGGUUGAUUAGGAAUAUCGAUGAACUAUCGAGUGAAAUCAUCAAUUUAUUGAAUAAAAAGAUCGAAUUCUUGUUUUGUUUUUGACUUCCUUUUGAUUGUUUAUUGUUUUGCCUUUUUCGUUUCUGUUUACUGACGUCUUUUUUUGUUGUUUGUCCUGAAGAGGGAUAGACAACGGGGAAUGAAAGUCGAAUGAACGAUGUGUCGAGUGCGCGCGAUUUGGUCGACCUGUUUCGCCGGCAUUCUUCGAUCACGUCGCAAUCCACCGGCACGGCGUAGCGCAGAUCGAAGAAAUCGAUCAAUCGUAGCAAUAUUAUCGAAUUCGACUAUUCGCAGUCAGGCGAUGACUUUAAAAAUCGAUUACUUGAUGAUGUCAAACGUGUUUUGUUUUUUUCUCUCUCUCUCUUUUGUAACUUCUCCAACGGUUUUGGCUGAUUUGAAUCGCGCGCGCGUUUCAGUUGAAUCCCUGCGUGCCAACUCCCUCAGUUCUCUCCAUGCGCGACCCACUUCAGCGCUGCCUUUCGUGCCUUUCAAAGACCGUGGAGAAAAGGGCUACAAGAGAGAUGGCUAGAUGGUACAUGUAGGUGCAGCAAUAACAAAGACAAUUCGAAACGAAUAAGGAAGCAAAGACAAUCGGGAAUGAAAAUGGAGAUCGACAAAUAAAAAAGACCAUUGCCGAGAUAAAGGGCGUGGUUUCUACACACCGAUUGAAUAUCCAGACCAGAUUCCUUUAGAAUUUUUGGUAGUUUUAAUUUUGGAGUGGAGACGUGUUGUGUGUAUACGUAUAUAAGGUAGCUAUAUGCUGUACGUAUGCGUGUGCAUUGUACAGCGGUCGUGUUUGUUUUUGUUAGAUGCUGUUAUUGUUUUGUUUUCGGUUGGAUAAAUGAGUCGGCGCGGCAGGCCAGUUGCAUUGUCUUGAGUGAAUCAGUGUGAGAAGAAGAAGAAGAAAAAAAAAUCGAGUGAUCCGGAACCGGAACCAUCUGCGAAUUCUCUCUCUUGUAUUGAAUACGACACUGAGAGACACCCUUUUGUCGUUUUUUGGUUGGUGCCUGUUUGUUAUCAUGGUGACAAACGUGUGUUCCGUAGCAAGGACCGAAACACCACAUAUAUAUAUAUAUUUACUCUUUGGUCGAGGUUCCUUUAUCUAGCGCCCCUUCCCGGAAUCCUAUUCCGAUCCGUACCUCUGUUAACCCUACCGCACCUACGAAGAUGUUACUCCUUAUUUCCGGCUGUUUUGAUUCGAAAGUCCAACUUCUAACUCACCUCUCACGAUGGAUUACGUUUUUUCUUCUUCUAAAUCAGUUUCGCAGAACAAAUAGUUGGAUUAACAAUCCGCUGAUAUAUUUUCGGUCAGUUCCAUGCACAUCGGCGAUGACAUAUCAAAUAAUGUUGCAGUCAAAAGCGUUUCAGUUUUACGAGAUUGCGAUGUUCCAAUCAGUCAGAUUGAAUGGCUAUAUACCAUUACCGAACGAAUAGAGGCGGUGCUACGCCGUUUAUACGACAUGUAGAGAAUAGUUGGGGUGCGGUUACAUCUCUGCUCGCUCGUCGCUCAUUCGAUUCAUUAGCGAAUUCCCCCUAGAGCGCUAGAGUACGUCUGCCAACGUAUUGGGCCGACAAGAGAAGAAGAAUCAAGAGAACGAGAGCCAGGCCACAUCGGAGACCAAUUAUCUUAAUGGAGUCGCAGAUGGACGAGGUAGACAUAUAUAUACGUUUAACAGGAUGGCUCUAAAUAUUGACUGAAUGCGACUGAAUGUUACUCUGCCGUUCGCCUGGAGACACGAACAGCCUAGAUUUCAUCAAAGUCUUCACAUCAUUCUUGAAACGAUAUCGACGUCUUUAACUCUUUAUAUCCAUCUGUCUUUAUUAGUGCGGUAACGUGAUCACGCGGUCAUGUAUCCAGUCGUCCCAUAGUGAACACAAAUUCGAAUUGAAAUUCAAUUUUCAAUUUUCUUUUUUGUUUAUCAAAUGUCGGUAUGGCCAAAAACCCGUAGCCAGGCAAAACGCAUUUGAUUGAGCAAAAAAAAUAAAAAAUAAUAAUGUAGAGCUUCGAUUGGAGAGGUGCGCAAGUCUCAGCGGUUGCCCGAACUCGCCAUCUGACGGAUGUGCGCUCAAGGUGAGGGCGUUAUAAGCCUCUAUAGACGUUGGAGCGUGAUGCGCCCCAAAGGUGGCCCCUACCGUCGGCGUCGGAUCUGGCCAACAGAAUGUGUGUGUCUAUGUGCGUGUGUGCCUAGAUAUGUAUGUCUCUCUCUCUCUCUCUUUCUUUCUUGACGAUCCACCACCCUCCGUGCCUCCCAUUUGAACACACCCAACUUCUUGCCGUCGUCCAUCUCUGUUGGCUCGGUUAGCUCACACCCCGGGAUGUGGUUCGGCACGCACCCAGCAAUGAGCAUCAGUUUCACUGACGACUCGUCGGACGGCGGACGCGUCUGGCGACUCCAUCCGCACAGCUUUAAAAAGUAAACCGUAGUCCUUCCAAAAAAUCGAAGAUAAAAAACAAAUAGGGAAGGCAGACGACGUGCCAAAAAUUCACGAAAGGGCAAACACCAACAUCGACAAAACGAACCAAUGUGUUUUGUGUAGGUGGGGGGUGUAGGUCGUUGGAAGUUGUUCUUCACGAAACAUUGCCGAGGUUUUAAACCGACCUGCUGUUAAAAUCAUCGAAGGAAAACAAAAAGGCUGACGAUUGAGGAAACAACAUUUGGAUUGUGUCAGUGAAAAUAUUGUCGACAAACAUGGCGUCGAGUGCUGGAUGAAAACGGGGGUCGAAUUCGACCACGAAAAAAAAAGCUGCCGUCUUUAAUCUCGUGGAAGGAGAACCGAUAGUUAGGGCGGUACUGUCUCGAAAUUCGUUCGACAUCGUCUCGACGAGCGUGUGCCGCACAAACACGAGUUCGUAGAGAAUUCUAAACGCUUCUGUGUGUACCGGUGCGUGUGUAUGUAUACAAAAGCGUGCGGCGUGCGUGUGUUUCUCCCCCAAUGUGCGAAUCGAUUUGACGUGGGUCUCUUUAUUUUACUUUUGGUUUUUUAAAGGGAAAAACUGCGUCUGUUCUUCUCGUUCAAAUUCCGGUCUGCUUUCGACACUGUUUUCUGAAAGCUUUGAGCUUUAAAGUCCGGCCAACGCAUUGGGUUGCGCAAGUUUUUUUUGCUGCCGUUUCCACAUCAAAAGUCAAACGCCAUCCGAAAAAAAAAAAAAGGAGGGCCAGAUGCCCCCGACCCAUCCGCGCUGUGUGUUAUUCUUCUCUUUCCGCUUGCGUUGUUGUUGCCUGUGUUUGUGUGUGUUGACUGUGUCAACCACUCACCAUCCUACGUCAAUCUGAGCUAUUUUUCAAAACGUCAUCGAAGUAAAAAUAGCAAUAAUAAGACGACGAACCCACAGCUCACCCGCUUCCGCUUCCCACUGCAGACCAACUGGGAAAUAAUUACUAUUCACCUUUACUGAACAAAACCUGAGUUGAGAAAGAAAACCAAAAAUAAUUUACAUACAAAAUAGAAAAAUCGAAAAAAUCGAUCCAAUUUGUCCUUCGCAAUGGACGAUCACGGAAGUGAUUGAAUAGCAUUCCAUGUGCGUGAAGUUGUAGGACGUGCUUAAGUGUUUGAAUCUUUGGCGGGGGGCGGUGGCGGUUGGAUAUUUCGUCGCAUCUCUGCGCCAGUCCUACAAAAUCAUUUGCUGGGCAAAAUUCUCUUGUUUUCCAUAUGUUAGUCCCAUGGCUGUGACCGACAUUCUUUGACUUUCUUCUUCUUCUUGACCUCGCACAUAUGUGUGAUUUCAUUCCGGUGCGCUCGUUUUGAAGGUAGCGGUCGCACGUCGUUUUCUGCGGAUGAAUAGGCCAAUGCCUCGUCUGGAAUAAUCAAGGAGGUGAAAUCUCGGAGGACGUCGGCUGUCGAUUUGCCGACGACGCAAUAUGUCGGGUAGACGCCGUUUGCAUAUGUGAAAACAGUUUCUUCGUUGAGAAGAAAGGAUGCGGACAAGGAGCCAAAAGAGAAGCCAAACACGAAAAAUAAAUUCCGUCUUUUCUCGAACGUAAGAACUCAACGAUACUCAAAGGUCGGCCUAUUCUUCCUUUUCCCCCACUAAAGUAGCGCUCCGGUGGGAAAACCACACUGACCUCUCCUUUCAAAGGCAUCCGAAUUGCCGCAUUUUUUUUUGUGUGUGUGUGUGUGUAAUACAUCAAGAUCCAUCAAGUGGGCAAAGAUCUACGACAAAAGAGGUCCACAACAACAACAAAAAAAAUAAAAAACGCUUCGCCGUGACUGGAAUAAUAUCUUCAAUCGCAGUGGCAUGUUUCCUCGAACAGCAUAGAAGCGCGAGCCACAAUAGAAAAUGGUGAUGCAUCCAACAGUGACAAUGUAAAACCACCAAGAUCCAUCUCAAAAUUCCAUCAGUCAGCCCCCCGCCCUACGAGGUGUCUGAAAACGUUGCUAGUUUUUAUUGUGUUUCUUUUUUUUCUCUUUUUCUUCCGUGCCUUUUUGUGCCAAAAAAUACAAAAACAAAAAAUCAUUAAUCAGUAAGCCCCGUGGCUUCCUGUAAUCGACCAUGUUACGCGCCCGUAAAAAGGAUGUGCGUAUCAAGCCCAACCGGAAGCUGGACAAGCGUUCGUCGCGUGGCAUGCUCUACGAGAAUGAAGAGCUUCGCCUCCGCACGAUCGAGAUCAACGCCGAAGUGGAGCGCGGACAGACGGACAUAAAAAAACUGCGCAGGGAGAACGACCAUCUUCGGCGUGAGAUGUGGGCUCUGCGCGACGAGUACGAACGGCUGGAGAAACUCAUCAAACACCUGGAUCUGGCCGGCACAGGAUCGGAGGAUCAUCAUCACAGUCAGCAUGCGUCCGAUGGUGAGGGCGGAGGUGGAACAGAAAGGGAAGACGACGAUGACGGUGAUGAUGAUGAUCGAGCUAGUCCAAGUAUCAAUGGUCGUCAUAGCAAUUCGGAAGCUAGCGAUGAUGACGACAGGGAUGCGGACGAAAAGGAGCCGGGCGAAGGAGUAGCGAUGGCUAUAAGUCGAAGCAAAUCGCAAACGGCCAUGACAGGUGACUUCCGACAUUCGACAUCAGCUCCGACAGCUUCCAAUUGCGAUCUGGAUGCCGCUUGUUAUUGCAAUGAAGCCGCGCUGGCUACGGCUAAUUGCGACCGUCAUCGGGUCGGACUGAGCGGAGCUGUUUACGUCGAGUGCGGCAAUCCAGUCAAGGACAACAUCGAGAAUUAUCAGAAAGCUUACGGAAGAAUGCCGCGCCGGUGCAGUUCGGCCGGUGCUAAAGUGUACGUGGCUACUCAGCACUUUCAUCCGCACGUACCUUCUCAGACGGCGGCCGCUUCGUCGCCGGUGGACGCCAGCAGUCGGGUGUGCUACGAGAGCCUGUCGGCGGUGAAAAGCCGGUACAGCACGAGCGGCAUGGAAGACGAGGACGGAUACGCGGCUUGUUCGCAUCCGGUGCGCGUCGACUUGCGUGAUUUCCUUCAUCCUGUCGAUCAUCCGUCCGAGUGUGCCAAUCAUUUUUCGAUGGAAGCGAGUACGAGUUUGAUGCCUCCGAACACUCCCCCGCCGCCCGUUCCGUCCCCGGCUACCACCACCAUCAUCACGACGGCCAUCCACCACCCGGUGCACGGCCGAGAAGGGAUGGAGGAGGCGGCUGAGGAAGGUGAAAGCAGCGGCGUUGAAGCAGACGACGAGCCUUCGGCUCACGUCAGCGAGGCAGGAGGCAUUCCACCGGAUACGCCCAGCGAGGAUGGGGAAUUUAAUUUGGAUCAUCUGGUCAAUAUUGUCCGGAGCUUCCAGCAGGAACAGCAGCUGCACCAGAGCGGAUUGGUGGUGGCCACCUGUUCGGGCUCGCCACCGACGCCGUCGACGCCAGACGUCUUGGUGGAGGAGGCCGAGGAUGAUGCGGGUAGCAAUUACUCUUCCAGUCCUGGAACGAGUGGAAUGGCCACUAUCAAACGUCGGCCCAUUUCUGGUGGCAAUCAGCAGCAACAGCAGCAACAGCAGCGACUUCGGCAGAUGGCCAUCGUCGAAAAAGAGCCGGCCAGCCCGUUGGCAAUGGAUGCGGCCUCAGGCACAAUACGUCCAUCAAGAGCCAUAGCGGAAUCGAGUUCGACGGAUAUCGGCGUUGGCGAUAACGGCGGAUCGUCAGCCUACGCACAACAGGCCGGAAGAGUUGCUGGAUGGUCGUCGAUGCCGCAACGCCGGAAUUCCUUUUCAUCUUCGUCGUCGUCGUCGGCUUCCGGCUCCCCGACGGCCAUCCAUUCCAGCACGGUCGUCUUCCUCAACAACAACAACAACAACACCCACAACAUCAACAACAAUAAGAAAUUGGCCGGAAGUAGCGGCUAUUUGGGGCGUGGUGGCGUCGUUCAAGGUCCCGAUACAACCAUCGCCGUUACGGCCGCCAGUUUCUCGACGACGACGACGACGACCAUUGACGGCAUUGUCGUCACAUCGAGCCGCAAAAGCACAUCACCCAUCCGCAUCGUUCAUCCGCCGCGCGUCUUACCUGUUCCGCCGCCCCUUUCCAGUUACGACGUUCCUCGAGCGCUGCAACCGCCGAUGGCGCUGACCAAUCACGGCCAUCCCUUCGGCGGAGCGUUGAGCCGACGGCGAGCGGACGAAACGAACCGAGGCCUUGGCGAUGCAAACUGUUUGAGCGUCUACCCACUGCCGGACGGCGAUGCGUCCGCAUCGCUGCUCCGCCUCCACGCCGUCGAUCCUCACACGGUCAGCUUCGAUUUGAAGGACGUGGCGGCGGCGCGGUCCAUCACCGUUCAGGAGGUGAUCGAUCAGCUGGAACAGCAGCUGGAUCCGACUCGUUGUCAUGUGCGCGGUGUCCGCAUGUUGGCUGGAUCGCUUUUCUUUAUUAGUCUCGACUCGGUCCGCUCACUCCAAUAUCUGCUGCGCCAUUCGUUUCGCCUCAGGGGUCACAGGGUCCGUCUGACCGACGUUUCGGCCCAGACGUGGAUUGUCUCACUUAGCGGUGUGCCGCACUACAUCAGCGACGCCACCGUCUCGUUGCUCUUGGCUGCCUUCGGGACCAUUAUAGGUGACGUCGAGCGUCGUUUCUUUCACGGUGUCGACACCGGCGAGCGGCUCGUCCGGUUCCGUUUGAAAGCGCACGCCAAGUUGCCCAAACACAUCACCGUCGGAGGUUGUCGGAUUCAAGUGCGCCGCAUGUCGCCGGCACCGAAUGCGUCGCAGCGCGACCACUCCGGUGGCGGCGGUUUCGGAUCGAGUUGCGGCAACACAUCGUUUCCGACCGGAAUGAACCGACGCGUCCAACUCGAGUCGCAAAACGAUGCGGAGAACUCGGAUUUCGCUUUCAGUUCCACGGCGCCCGAGCCAGGGACGUCGUCGGCGAUGGCGGCCGAGAGCCAUUACGGAACUAUACAAUCGGCGUCGGCGGAAAUGGGACGAAAGUACAUGCCGAAAAUCGGCCGUUCAUUCGAGUACAGAAGUCAACUGCGAGUUGAUUUGAGGAUGUCGGCUGAAGUGCCUGUCCCUUCUCUUUUGAACGACGAACCGGCGUCGUCCCGGGGCCAUCGUGCCUCUGUGGCUGCGGCCAGUCGAGUCCCUCCGACGCCCAAUUGCCUGUUGUGCGAACAGCAGCAACAGCAGACGGCCCCUGCGCUUUCAACGCCAGCCGGUUUACAGCCACAGAUAAGGCCGCAACUGGCACCACCUUCAACAUCGCAGACGAUGGUCAUCCAUCGAUGCCGACAUCACGAAUCGCCCGCUGUAUCUUCUCCAGUUGGACAGGGCGUUCCAGUGGCGGCAGCUGCCCCUGUGCCACCGGCUGAAGGUCGAGUGCAUCGCGAAUCACCACCAAAGUCGCGUGUGUCCGUCAACUUUGACGAGACGGCAGCCAUAUCGUCCGGAAGUCGAAUCAACUCCGGGACCGGAACCGGUCGUCCAAGUAAUUCGAAAACAUCCACGUCGACAUCGUCUAAUGGGAUCCUACGAAAGAGCGUAUCUGGCGAAGAGCCUUCGACUGAGAGCGGAAAUGACGGAAGCAACUCAGCGACCGGAUUCGGUGAAAGCGGCCAAGCCAAAGGCAAGAACGGACUUCGGCUGGCCGCUGCAAAAAAGACGGCGCGGAGCUUCUCGUUAGUCGACACCUUCCGCGUCAAUAAGGAGCGUCGCAAGCCCGUCGUCCGCGUCGAAACAGUCAUCGAAAACACGUCGGCUGCCAAUCCGGAGGAAGGCGUACGGACGCUCGUCGUUCGACGGGAUUCGACCGAAAGCAGCAGCCGGAGUAGCCGGAGCAGCCGCAAGAGCAACGAACUGCCUUGGUGCGGAUGUUGGGGCAACGGGUGUCUCUAAAACAAUCCAACUUCUUAUUGCACAGACUCGGCUCUUUUUUUGGGUUUUUAAUUUUUUUUUUUUUAAGAGGAAAAAAAAAAAAGGGAGCAAUAUUCUUGCCAGAGGAAAACGAAAGAGAGAGUUCGGGAACGAAAUCAUGUGACGUCCAUGGCGGAAAGCAAAAGGAACACACACACACCGAUCCAAAUAGAAACGAAUGAAAACACACCGAGUCCCGCGUUCCAAUGUUUUUUUGGCACGGUGGUACACUCUUAUCCAUCAUCUGGCUGGCGGAAUGCUGAUUGGAUAGUCAAUAUGAAAGCAGGGCCUGGUGUGGCGCUCUGGCGGGUAUCGGGCGGCAAAACUCAAACACGUCAAAAGCCGACAACAAAAGCGGGCAAAAGAAAAAAAAUUAAAAUAAAAUAUCUACGUAUAUAUAUAAACAGGGGCAAGGGAGGGGAAAAAAAUCAAUCAAAAUAAAUAAGAAAAUGGUUAUCAGGAACGGAUGAGAGCGGAAUAUACAACUCGAAGCGGACGGAGAGGGGAAAAAUUGUGCGUACAGCAGCAAAAGGAAAGACCAUCCUUAUGUAAAGAAACUGCCUUUUAAAAAAAUUCAGCAGUACAUCUUUGAUCGGACGAGGCCAGUAAAAAGACAUCGACCAAUGAUCAUGAAAAGAAACGAGAGAAAAAAAAAAGGAUGGAUCCAUCAAAUUCCACCGCAGCGUGAAAUUCCCAAUGGUGGCAGGUGUCACGGAAUUUUGAACGGGCCGCCACCGUCGACAUAGUCCACCGGCCGUCGAAUCCCUUUUCUGACUUGCAAUUUCAUGUUGAAUCCGACAGUUUCAUUCUCCAGUCGGAUGCAUCCAUAUUUCAAGAAAGUCUAGACAAAAAAGCCCAAGCCAGAUAAACAAGGCAGCGGAAAUUCGAGAUCGAACAGCAUCAGCCGUAAGACGUCAUUUCUAGCGACAUUCGAGAAUUGUGUGUGUGUAUCUAUUCAAUUGUAGACGUGCGGAUUUCACGCUACGGCACGAGAAAAGAGCGACAAGCGCAUGGAAGGUAUAAAAACACAACAAAACAUCCUAUCCGUGUGGACAACUGCCGAGGACGUGAACAAAAACAAAAGGGGGGAAGAGGCUGAAAGAAAUCAAAGUCGACCAAGAGGAUGACACAAAUACAAAAUAAAAAUAAUAAAAAAAUAACUCCCUCUAUUUUUCAUACGUUAACACUAUUUUCGAAGAGAGGGCCAGCAGUAAUCCGCUCCGGUGGCUUCCCCAAUUUCGUUUUUUUAAAAAAGAAAAUCCUUUUCGUUUGCUUUGUAUUAUUAUUUUAUUUUCCCCCUCUCUCUCCUCUCCUUUUGUAUCUAUCGUCUGGCCUUUUUUCUUUGUACAUAUUAAGUGUGAUAUCUAAAAACUUGAAAAAGAAGUCCUUAAAGACGAUGCCGAGCGAAGACAGAGAGAGAUGGAAAACAGGCAAAAGUGAAUCAAGUGGAAGCGAAAGAGUCAACUUGCUUCUGUUGACUCCUCUCACGUUUCGUUUUUUGGUUGCUCGAAAAUGUCUUCAAAAAAUUGUGACGCAUUUUUCUGCGACUCUCUCUUUGCAACCGUUUCUUUUGUUUGUUUUUUCAGCCAUCAUCUCUGCGCGCUCUUGUUAUUGGCGUUUUACUGGGCGACCUCUAUACACUUGGAACUGUAAAGUUUUUUUUUUAUUUGAUUUUGAUUCGGUUCGUGAUUUAUUGAACGUGUUCUACUCUCUCUCUUUCUCCCUUUUAUUUUUGCUCGCUCUACCUCUUUUCCAUCUCCACUUCCUUAUCUAUAUAUGAGUAGGCUGAAAAGCGUAGACAUUUUUGCUGCCUGGCAUCCCCCAGUCACAGCUAAAAACAUACGCUCCAUGCGCGUGCACCGACGAGCUGAUCCGUGCUGGGCCCAACGCGUACGAACGCUGACACACCCACCUAGUAGCCAGUAGAGCGUGUCCACUUUCUAUAAUACAGUGUGUACAGUGUGACAGGAAACGGGUAGACGUUUCCCCUCAAGAUCGAAGCCGUCAAAAGUCGAAAAAUUAAGUGGAUGGAUCUCUAACUCCAUCAUCCCCCGAUGAUUUGGCAUUUCGAAUGGUGACUCUCGCUCUCAAUAUUCUAUACACCGUCUUUUGUUUGUUUUUUUCCCUUCCAUUUCUUUUAAAUUUUGUAUUUGAUACAUUACAAAUAAAUACUGUGCUAGACGUGUCAGUUUUUGAUCAGAGUGUGUGUGUAUAUAUAUAUAUACGCCGAUGUAUGAUUCCUCCUGUCAUUUUCCCCUCUUCUCCCCCUCAAGGUUUUUUUUUUUUUUGAUUGGGUUCUGGUGGUUUCGAUUAUCCGGUAACAUUCAAUUCGUGUUUUGACAGUUUGUCCGCCGAACGCCUCCCUACGAUCUGCGUCCAUCUGUCCAUUUACGCAUCUCGUUUUAUUUUUGAUUUCCCCCUUCACCGUUGUGGCUAUACGCAUAAUAUGUAACUUUUUGUUAUUUAUUUGUUUACCUUGUUUUAAAAUUUCGUAUGGAUCAACCAUGUCCCUCUCAUGUUCAUGGAAUAGGAUGAAACGAUUUAAAAAAAAAAAUCGAAAUCAGUUCUGAAAUAUGUCGUUUUCGCUCUUUUUGUUUUUGUAUUUUUGAGACAAUUUUCGAUCUGAUUUUAUCGAUUACAGAACAAACAAAAACGAAUAAAAACGGAAACAAACAAUACAUUUGUUAAAAGAAUGUAGCAGCACUAUAUAUGGCCAUUGUUGAGCAUCGAUUCCUUUGGUGCUUUCUUCCCCCCCUUUACCUUGUUCCAUGUGAUUAUGUCACACGCAUACGCGAGCGCACGCACAAGCGGCACACACACACACAAAUGUACCGAUAUCUACAUUCCAGAUAAGAUCUACUGUAUAUGCUUAUAAAGUACUCUUUCAAGAAGCGAAAAGAAAAGAAAAAAAACAGAGUGAAUAGAAAUAAAAAACAUAUAAAUAUAAAUAAAGACCAAAGAUUGCCAUCAACGAAAAUGGGAAGGCAUCCAGCAAUAAGUCAGUUUUUUUGGUCUGGCGCGGCCAUGAUGAAAUAUAUCUCCCCCAUUUGGUCUCUGUUUUUAUAUAUUUUUUUUUCCUUUCUUCAUUGAUUCUUAUUCGACUCCCAUCAUGUCUUUUUUUUUCUCUUUCCUUUUUCCCCCCUCUUCUUUGACUUUUUUUCCUUCCUUCUUCAUUUUUUUGUUUUGUUUUAUUUCUUUCCGACGUUGCCGUUGUUGAAAACGGUACGUGAAACUGCUUAGAAGACACUACUAGAGUUAGUAGUAUCGGUUGCCUAAAUAUCACCGGUACCCAUAGGUCGGAUAUAUAGGGUCCCAAUGGCCCAUUUUUGUGGCCAUUUUUAAAAACACAUACAUACAUUUUUUGUUCAUCCUUCUAUUACUUUCUCUUGCUUGUUUGGGUCUUUGCGGCGCAUGGUCAUGAGUCCACUUUCUCUUUCCCUCGCUAAUAAGAUACUAUAAGCCUAUUAUGCUGUGUGCGAUGCUAAUCGCGUUAGAGCCUGGAUGAGGGACAAGUGCGAGUGAAGUGUGCCGCAUAGAGUCACGAUCUUGGUUCUGCCUAAUGUCUCAACCGCCUACAUUAUCAAAGCAAUAUUCUUUGUCUUUGUACAAUUUUAUUUUGCGAAGGCACGCACCAAAUGUCGAUGCACCAAUAAUCUUGAAAAUUGAAAGAAUCCAAUAAUCAUAGUCUCGUUAAUUCUGGCAAGGGUUUUUUGUUUUGUUUUUUCUUGUUGAGUAUCUGAAAUUAUGAAAAAGCUCUCCGUUCAGCCUUUAGUCGUGAUUGGAUAAUAUCAUCCAAAUGAACCCAGAAACCGCAAUCGACCGCUCCUUCGAUCGUUCCGAUUCUAUUGCCUGAUGUUGGUCAUGUUUUCUUAGCUUAUUUUUUUCUUUUUAAAAACCCUUUUAUGUUCACGCAAAAAGAAAAACUCAGAGCCGAGAAAGCGUGAAUUCAAAAUCUGGCGGAAGUGAAGGAUGUGAUCUGGUCAGAUGACGUCUAGGUGAAAUAAUGGCACCGUAUUUCAUUUACAUAGAAGAGCAGCGAGGACGUGCCCGAAAUGUCGGGAAAAACGGAUGGCAAACCUAUACAGCGGCCGAAUCGAGUCUGCACUUAAAACGAAUCCAGUUUGGUAUGGUCACAGGUUUUGACCGAAAGGUCGUCAAACAGCCAACCAGAUGCAAAGUGGCAAGAUUGAAAUGUUGGCCACCGCUUUUUCUAUUACAUCUUUCGAUGUCGUUCUGUUGUCGCCAUCGAUUUGCUCGUCACUUCUUCCGCCUGUUCGCCGGCUGUUCAGGACUUUGCCCAUCCGAUCGAUCGCGUUUCACCCCACCUCUCGCCUUUUUAUUAUUUUUUAAUAUUAUUUUUUGGGGUUGCAUUUUUAUUUUUUUUACAGCUAUACGUGUUCAUCCAGCGGGCGAGAUAUCUUAUUCUGAUCACGUCAAUUCGUUUUCCGCUUCCAUGUAUUUGUAUUUUAUUUUCUUGACGUAUUCUAAUUAUCUAUCGCCUAUACGCAAAUUUUAUCGCAAUUGUAGUCAACUCAACCACGUUGGUCCAUCUUGAUCGAUCGUUUCGGCUCGGGCAAACGAUUCAAUCAGCAGUCAACGUUAUAUACAGCUUACUAUAGUCUGAGUGAAAUGUCAGACGAAAAAAAAAGGGGGGAAUAAACUGAAAUUCGAUUUUUUUCCGUGUUGGUUUCAAACGGGUUUCUAAUAAUGGCGUGCUCGUCACGAACAAAAGAACGCUUCUCACCCAAUCGAAUAGGCAACGAGCUCCGAACUUCAUUUGAAUAAUCACUCAUCGAUUCUGAGACGUUUCACCAAUUUCACAUAAUUGAUGUAGGCCCUAUACUAUGUAAAGCGUAGUAGGUAGUUAUUAUACAGUGUGUGCCAGCAACCCGAUGCUAACUCUCUUCUAUCCCCGCGCGCGUCGCUGCUCUUUGCUACUGUUGGCUUUUUAAUGAAAGCUGGCGUGCGACGUCAACGGGUGAGACAUGAACGGAAAUGCCAUUCGCCAUAAGAAGGUCGACCGUGGAGGAAGAAAAGAUGGAAAAAUAAAAAAAAUAAAAUAAAAGGGCAAACAGAAAAAAAAAAAAAAAAGAAGUAGAACGCGAAUAACAGCCGAGUCCGUGGAUCCUACCAAACUCUACAGAACGUCACGCCGACAAAAAAGGAACCCCUCCUGAUAUAUAUAAAUGAGUUACAACCAAAAAGAAUAAGAAAAAAAGGGGUAAGAAAUUAAGAGAGAGAAAAAAAAAAAAGGAGGGGGGGUAAGGCAGAAAAAAAGAGAGAAACGAGCGUAGAAUGGGCGUGUGUGGAUGCCAGAAUAGCAGGAAAAUAACCCAGUAUGAUGGAUUUUCCCCGUCUGGUUAUUCGACUCAAGCGUUCAUAGUUCAUAACCCCUCUCUUCCCCACACACACACACACACACACACUCACUCACCGACUAGCACGAAAACUCACGCUCAGGGGAGGGCUGGUUACAAGAUUGCUGCUCACACGUUGCUAAUGUCAUCAACGCGUCUCUUCUCCUUGGUCUUUGCCGGUCUGUGUACUUAUUGCCGGAUAAUAUCCGCCUAGAUUCCGACGUUGCGCCAUUGUCCCAAUUCGAGCCGUUGAGUAUCUCAGGGCGACGGAUAGUCCUCCAUUCUGGGCACACAAAAAAAUGCAUCAAUUACAUGCCGUUCCGCCAUUCCCGCUCCAACCCGUUUCUCCUUCACUAACGUUCGCACAUCUUCACAAAUCCCAAACUGACGUCCGCGCAAACACACAUAACACUCGAUUGAAGGCAACGAGAGGUGGAGCAGGAUAACUCGAUCCUCUUUAUUGCGAUUCCCGUUCGUCAUGCCAUUCACGUCUCAUCGUAUCACGAACGCUUGUCGGGGAUGCCGAUUUCGGGAAGAGCGAACGGAACAAUUCAAAUCCAUCGUUAAUGUUUCUGCUUUUUUCUUUUCUUUCUUCACCUCCCCCCCUGUCGUUUCAAUUAUUCUUUUCGAUGUGUUGCCCCGAAAGCGCUCGUAUUAGCGAUAUACUGAUGAGAGUCGUAUUGGAGGAGUUUGCGCACCUCGUUGAAGCGAUCAGACGUAACGUAUCCAAGUUAUGUCAGCUUUACUUGGUUUUCUCACUUCUGUGCCAACAAAUGGAUAACAUGUUACAUACGUAUUAGUGAGGCAACUGUUAACGAUGAUACCGAGUACCAUUGACAUUCGUUCCUACGUCCUUGAUUUGUCACGACGUUUGCGAUACAUGCACUUGCGUUGUACACAAAUAAUCUGUAGUGAGUUAUUGGCGUGCGUGUAUUUUUGAUUAUUAUUUUUUUUUUCGAAAUAAAAUAAAAAUGCAAAAAAAUUAAUAAAAAUGCAGAUUUUCUACUUGGCUUUUCAACAUACUGCCGACAUUUCAAAUAUUAUGCAUGCGGACCGAAUGGUCGUGGUAGCAUUUCCUGGCCCGGCAAAAGGACGAACGGAAGUGUAAACCUUAUACCUACAUAUAGCUUUACACUUGAUACCAUCUUGUAACGGACACCCGCGAUCGAUCCGGUUCUUCAGCGUAACACUCCCUGCAAAUUACGUGCUAGAAUGGAAAGAACAUUAAGUCCUUAAAAAAUUCAUUUUGUUAGCGAUUCAGCGAGACAGCUGGCCAACAAUGCAUCUGGCAGUAUUUAACAGGAAAUCCAGUCAAUUGUUUAAACUUCAUAUCGUUAAUCUUCAAGGAGACAUUUGGUGUGUGCUUGUAUAUUAUAAGAAAUCCGCACAUUGAUUUGCGUGGGUAGCCGUGAGUCGCGUACUGUUUACUCGUGAUGCAUUACGAUGAUCUGGUGAGCAGUUUGUGCACACAGGACGAUGACUGGAUUUAAAGCCUUAAAAAGCAAAGCCUUUGGGCGAUUGGCAACGGCGGUUGGCCGUUUUAUUGAUCAAAUAGAAUGGCGACGCCAUUUUUUUUUCUUUCGUUGACUACAAAGUCAAGAGCGAGGAGAAUCAAAGAAUUUCGAACUGAGCUGGUUUCUUUUCUAACCAAUCACACUAUCGAGCCCAAUAUGUUUUAUUUGACGAAAGUAUUUACGUUUGAAAAGAAGGGAGUGGCCAUGAAUGCCCAACGCGCAAUCUGUGAGGUGGAGAUGAAUUAAACAUUCUGCCCGCAGCGCAGUCGGUCGUUCCAGCGUCUGUAAGAAAGAAACUUUGAACAGAGUCUGUUUAUGCAAAGUGUUGAGCUGAAACGUCCGGCUAUUCUAGUGCUCCAUGGUCCGUCUAUUUCACACUCAGGGGGGGAUUUAAACUCCAAAAUGAAAGGAAACGAGGGGGAAAAAAGAAGAAGAAGAAAAAAGAGUUGCACGACGGUGAUGAUGCAGCCGAACGACGUCGACGAUGUGCUUGACUUGGACCAGGAAUAUGAGAUAGCGUCGGGUAAUAACGCGCUAGUAAACACAGCCAUUCCGAUACUUGGCAACGAGUUGGUCAUAGAUUGUCCUCGAUGACGGACGACCGAAGGAUUUAUGUCGUUUGACGGCGUGGAUAUGUAUACAUGGUGGAGGGGGGAAGUCUUCCUUGAAAGUGUCUUUCAUUCGAUAUCUUUGAGUCCAAACUUUAAACUUAGAUCCGUGUUUGCGAGAUAAUCAGGUAAGCAGCGUUUAGAAUGCGCCCGUCCGAUGCGAACUUAAAAUAUACUGCUAGGAAUGCGUUACGUGACAAAUGUCUGAGUUACUCGCGUACCCUGUCUGAGGUCAACCUUAUCAUUUCAUCAGUUUCCUGCUAAAGAAUUUGUUUGCAAUUUUUUUUGUGGGAUUCGUUUUAUUUUUCCAAGUUUAGUUAUCGCUGUCGACAGUUUUGUUUUGUUUCUUUGGUCUCGUGAUCGCCAGGAAUUUUGGCCAAAAAUAUUUGAGUAGCAAGUACAAGAUCAAGCGUCGACAUUCCAAUGUAUGUUGCUUGCAGUUGACUCUUUUUUUUCACAAUUUAAUCUUUUUUUUUUGUAAAAAAAAACAAAACAAAAAAACUCGCCGUAGUUCAAUCAUUGAGAUGCACAUAUUUUACUGAAGCCUCAACAUUGUCGACAAGUGACCCUAUUUUAGCUGACUAGAAUUCGACAACGAUUUGUUCACGAAGUACAACAAAAAACGGACUAAAAGCGGCAACUCAAAAAGAAGAACAAAAACAAAAAAAAACA